This is a messenger RNA of Fundulus heteroclitus (mummichog), 3561 nucleotides long. Its product is annotated as FYN-binding protein 1. Gene Ontology annotation, cellular component: plasma membrane. Gene Ontology annotation, biological process: integrin-mediated signaling pathway; protein localization to plasma membrane; T cell receptor signaling pathway. The transcript is spliced from 20 exons. NCBI's taxonomy places the organism in Eukaryota, Metazoa, Chordata, Actinopteri, Cyprinodontiformes, Fundulidae. Gene Ontology annotation, molecular function: protein binding. The record is from RefSeq and is a predicted model, not a curated record. Bases 306 to 3329 code for a protein of 1007 amino acids.
ACAACGUUACGUUAACCUGAGCCAGACCCGUUUGUCGAGCUGGACUGUUUUCUUCCACAUGAGGAGUGAGUUUUCCAACUCAACCUCAAACAAUCGGCAGCGUGCCUAGGACGCACAGAGAAGCUCCGCUCCACGUUAGAAGACAGAGACAAAGAAGAUUUAGAAUUUGUUUGUUUGUUUGUUUGUUUGUUUUUUCAAAUAAAGUUGUACUUUCACUGGACUUAGGAUGACAAGCUAAAGCUGAAGACAAAUUAUUGGUUUGUUCAGGGGAUUUUCUUCUUGUUUUUCUGGAUCUGAAACUCACUAUGGAUGAGCAAGAGAGCAUGUUAGACUUCCAGGCGCUGAGGGCCAAGUUCCAGGAUAAGGAAUUCUUCCUGGGGCCACCGAAGACCAAACCUGUUGUCCCACAGAAACCAAAGGUCAUCCCUCCUCCCCUUAGCCCCACCAGCCCCCUACCAUCAGGAGCACGCCCCUCCCUGCUCACCUCCAUCAACCAUGCCUUGGAAUCAAGGACGAUUAACGCCCCCAGAGUGGUGUUUAAGGAUGAGAAGAAGGACAACAAAAACCUUAUUUUAAAUAGUAACUCAAAAGCCGAAGAAAAAUCUGAAAAGAAGCCGAAGGAGAAUAAGGACAAGAUUAAAGGAAGCAAGGAGAAGCUGAAUGACAUCUCAUUGGAUCACAAGGAGAAGAACGGUAAGAAGCUUCCGUUGUUCGGGUCACAGAAGGAGAGCGCAGCAGAGCCGGUGCCAGCCUCGCCUCCUCCGAAGGCCAAAACACAGAGGAAGAAGAAUUUUCUUGGUUUCAUGAAGUCUACCAAAAAGGAUCCAGCAGCUACCCCAGCUGAAUCGAUCCUAGACUCUACGAACGGGGACCAUGCAGGUCCAGCGCUACUAAACCCAGGGGCUUCUGAUGCCGACAACAUGCCAGAGGAGUCUAUAUACUCGGUACCAAAACCGAUUCUAUCGAAGCUUACCAUCCCUGAACCCAGCCCUGCGGUGGACCUGAGAACUAUCCCUGAACCUCCAGACUUCUCCCCUCCUCCAGCCAUCAUCCCAGUUAACCCAGUUUCCAGGAUUCCAGCCCCGCAGACUGAAACCCCGCCUCACACCGAAAGUCCUGCUUUGCCAGUUUCCAACCUGCGCGACAAGGAAAAGGUUCCCCAUCCUCUUACCGUUGCUCCCUCCCGUCCACUCGUUGCUCCUCCAUCUCCUCCCGUUGCUCCCUCCCGUCCACUCGUUGCUCCUCCAUCUCCUCCCGUUGCUCCCUCUCCUCCACCCACUGCUCCUCCAUCCCCCCCACCCAGAGCAGCCCAUCCCCUCAGAGCUAUCCCCUCGCCCCCACCGAGUUUUGCCAACUCAGAUCCUCCUUCCGAGGUCUUUGCUCCCUCCCCGUCUCCGUCUGGGCUUCAGGAUGUCGCUGGUUCUGAUGUGGAGGCUGCACAUCCAGCUGGAGAGGACUCUCCUUCUUCCAAACAGGAACGCCCCAUCUCUGCCCUGUCCGUCCUGGAGAGGGCAGGGGACCUAAGCACCGGGAAAAGAACCCCUCCGAGCGACCAGAGGAUUUUGAGCGCUCUGGAGAAGGCACGCAAGAAGGCCUCCAGCCCCCUGCCUGAAAGCCUGCGUCACACCCCCCCACCUGAAGACUUUCCUUAUCACCUGAACCCCACCUCCGCUGAUGCAGAGUUCCCACCCAUCCAUGAUGAGGGAAGGAAAGCGCUCUCACUUGAACCAGAAGUGAGCGACACCGACCACAGGACACCUUCUCUGGUAUUGCAAAACCUCGCUGAGGAGGGGUCCAACACUCCCCUGGAGCAGCUUGUGGUUCCGCCUCCUCCACCCAGACGGGUCCUACCAAACCCUCAGACUCUGGGUCCUGCUCCGGAGAAACCUGAAAGACAGCCCUCUGUCAACUUGGUCGAAUUCAUCCCGCCUCCCCCUCUUAUCCCUGAAGAGAUCCCUGUUCCACCUGAGUUUUCAGAGCCCGACGGCACAAAUAUCCCAGAGUUCGAGGAUUUGGCGGAUGCCUACUCCCUGGAGCUGCCGGUGUCAGAGUCCGGGAAUGAGGAGUAUACAGGUCCCGAGGUUCCAGACGUACCAAACCAGUCAGAGUUUUAUAGCAACGGCAUCGCCGAUCCAGAAACGGGGGUCCACACUGAGACAGCAUAUGAGGAUGACUACCAAGAAACUCCUCCACAGGAACAAUCCCAGCAAGCCGCUCAAGACCACUCGCUACCAGCCGAGGAUCCCCAAGCGCCAUACCGCAGCAGUGCAUACGAAAGCAACGAAGACUUGUACGAGCCCGUGAGGGUGUCUCCCAGCAAAAAGAAAGGGAAGAUCAACAGCGGCAAGAAAGGCAAAUGGGCCCCAAAAAACCCGUAUGCUGAGAAUGCACAAGAGACGGCUCAGGAGAAACCCAGGACAAGCAGGUUUGGCAGGAGCGAAAAGAAGCACGCCUCAGAUAAGCCUGAUGAGAAGGAGCUGAAAAAGAAGGAGAAGCAGAGGCUGGAAAAGGAGAAGAAGGAGCUCAAGGAGAAACAGGGGCGGGAGAAGAAGGAGCAGAAGGAGAAGGAAAAGAGGGAGAACGAGAUGAAGAAAAAAUUCAGCAUCACAGGGAGCGAGGAACCCAUGUAUCAGGCAAAAGUAAACGUGACCACAAAGGGCCGUAAGCACGACCUGCCCGUCAAGAGCGGGGACUUCAUCAGCAUCAUCCGGACGACCAAGUGCCCCAAAGGGAAGUGGCUGGCCAGGGACAGCAGCAACAACUAUGGGUAUGUUUCCGUAAGCCACUUGGAGAUGGACUUUAAGGAGAUGAUGGAGCUGGGUAAGAAGACUUCCCGCAGCAACGCCGUCACUGAGACGGAAACCGCCACAGACGGCAAGGUGCCCAAUCACUUCAGUCGUUCGGGGGAAAGCUUCUCAGAUGACAGCGAGGAGUGGACCUGCGAAGACGAUGAACCGUACUCGCCAGGAGGUCACACGAGGACUUUAUCCAUGCCCGAGAUGGGAAACAAGGACUUUGCGAUAAACCACCAGCACAGUCACAGUGACUUGUGUGACGACCCUCAGAUCCAAGCGAGACAAGAAGCACUUCAAAAGUUGGCAACAUUUUUAGGCUCAUCAAAGUCUGUGGACCCAGCGCCAACGGAGCCUUCACCAGAAAGGAGCCCUACACCUGUGCAGGAAGAAGCUGUUAGUGCGCCACCGGAAAGUUCAACCCAGGAGAGGGAGUUUGAUCCCACUGCCGUGAUUUUACCUCCUCCUGACAUGUAUGCAGACUCUAUGCUGGAUUCACCGCUGUACAGCGAGCCCAAUACAAAUCUCUCACGCUGACCGGGAUCUUCCUACUGUGACAAGUUGCUGCCAUGUGAUCCUUUUGACAAAAACGGCCCCUUCUUGACUUAAACCUUAUUUAUCUGAGAACUGCGUGAAUGGAUCAAUACACUGAUGAAUGAACCCACGUCGAAGCAGAUGGAUAUGUUUCUCCUGUUCCUUCGAAGAAGUCGGUGUAAGGAUCCUCAACUUUGGACAAAGAUAUAAAUCUCCUUUUUUCAGGAGAGGAAAU